This is a messenger RNA of Schistosoma intercalatum, 1750 nucleotides long. Lineage: Eukaryota; Metazoa; Platyhelminthes; Trematoda; Strigeidida; Schistosomatidae. The record is from the annotation of a GenBank genome assembly.
GAUACUUGUAUUACGUUUUCGCUUUACGAUGACUUGUAUAUAAAUGAGCCUAGAUGGAGCCCCUAAACCUAAUCUCGUGCUCAAUAACUCCUGUUUUCUACAUUUCAGAUUUCCAAACAUAAGAUUACUAGCUUCAUCCUUCUGCAAACUACUUAUCAAUAACAACAGCCUUAACCGUACACAAGGUCAUAUUGUCUAUCCUAUUACAUUGUUUUUAUAAGGAUGUCUUCAUCUACGAACUCUUUGAUGAAACCAGUGUCUUCAAGGGAUAUCGAGCCUCGUUCUCGUAGUAAAGUGACUGUUAUAGGUGUUGGAAUGGUUGGAAUGGCUGCAGCAUUCUCUACCAUGCAAGUGGCAGGAGAACUCGCACUUAUUGAUGUCGUAGCAGAUAAGGUUAAAGGAGAAGUUCUUGAUCUACAGCAUGGUCAACAGUUUAUUGGCAGAUGCAAAAUUGAUGGGGGAACCGACUACAAAUACUCUGCAAACUCAGAUAUUGUCGUCAUCACUGCUGGUGCCAGACAAAACGAAGGAGAAUCACGACUGAACCUUGUUCAGCGUAAUGUUGAUAUAUUCAAGAAAAUAAUACCGAAUGUUGUGAAAUACAGUCCAAACUGCAUCAUAGUCGUCGUAUCGAACCCUGUCGAUAUUUUGACAUAUGUUGCUCGAAGAUUGAGUGGAUUUGAAGCUCAUAGAGUAAUUGGGACCGGAACCAUGCUUGACUCGGCGAGGUUUCGUUUUUUGUUAGGUGAGAAAUUGGGAGUAUCUGCCAAUUCUGUCCAUGGAUAUGUAAUUGGUGAACAUGGUGACUCGAGUGUUGCUGUUUGGAGUAAUGUGAAUGUUGCUGGAGUUCGGCUGUCUUCUCUAAAUCCGAAGAUAGGAUGCAAAGAUGAUCCUGAAAAUUUCGAGGAAAUACACAAGCAGGUUGUUCAGAGCGCCUAUGACAUCAUUCGCUUGAAAGGUUACACCUCAUGGGCGAUCGGGUUGGCAUGUGGAUCACUUUGUAGCGCACUACUAAAUAACCUUCAUACAGUUUAUCCACUCUCUGUUCCUGUCAAGGGAAUUCACGGAAUCGAAGAGGAUGUUUAUUUGAGUUUACCAUGUCUUGUAACUUCAGCUGGAAUCAGUCAUUUGGUUCCGCCUGAACUUAGUGCGGAUGAAUUGUGUAAAUUGAGAAAAAGUGCUGCCACUUUGAAUGAAGUGAUACAAAGAAUUAUUUGGUAAAAUUUAAUACAAUUAAAAUAACAGUCUGGUAGUGCAUCAACAUUGCAGUAAUUUCUGUACGUCACCGAUUAUUAUUUUCAUGUUUUACGUUAGGAAAUUUGUUUCCGAAUUACUUAAAUAAAACUUUAUGAUGCUUGUUUCAUAACACAUAGCUGAGUGCUUACGUUGACGAUUAAAUAUAAAUUUGCGGUCCACUAAAUACAGUACUAAUUGUGUUUAAAUUCUUUUCAUUGCAUCAGGGCGGUUACAAACAAGUUUUCUAUAUCAAUAGAUGAACGCUGCUAGCACCUGUCUAUGUUUAGUAAAUCAUAUCAAGCAGAAAUCUGUGUAGCGUAAUCAACAUCCUAACCAAUCAAUUUCUCUUCUCAAUUAUCAGGACGCUUUCAUUUCAUGCUAACUUACGUGCUUGUUGUCAUGGAUUCGAUUAGUUGUUAAACGCAAGUGCAUUUUACGAACUUACGAAUUUGUCGUCUCAUUUUUGUUUUGUUCUCUAAUAUUUCUAAUUCUCAAACAUGUAUUACUUUACAUA